Messenger RNA from Rotaria sp. Silwood1, 1914 nucleotides. The record is from the annotation of a GenBank genome assembly. NCBI's taxonomy places the organism in Eukaryota, Metazoa, Rotifera, Eurotatoria, Philodinida, Philodinidae.
AUGCCGGUAGUGACUGCUAAUAUCAAACGUACGUCUUGUCUUCGAUUACUGGCUGGUAUAACAAGUGGUGGUAGUCUACUAACAGUAGCAUGGAAACAUUAUCGUGUGCAUGCUUCUGCAUCACCAAAACAAGAUUCUAUUAAAAUACCAUCAAUUAUACAUGAAGUAGAAAGAAAACAAAUAUCAUCAUCAGAUAAAUUUGAUUGGAAAAUCUUCUGGUAUUAUUUACGACCACAAAUAUGGGUCAUAGCUUGUGCAACAGCCGCAGCUCUUGUGGUUGCCUAUUUAAAUGUAGCUAUACCAUUAGAACUGGGAAAUCUGAUUAAUGUAGUAUCUAGUUUAAUUACUUCUUCAUCUUCAUCAGUAGACUUUAAACAGAUGUUAUCUAAACCCACGUUUAAACUUAUUGAAUUAUACAUAUAUCAAUCAAUAGCUACAUUUGAAUAUAUAACUCUUUUAUCAAUAGCUGGUGAACGUAUGGCUGCUGCAAUACGUCGAGAUCUUUUUCAAAAUAUUCUUAAAUUAGAUAUGGAAUUUUUCGAUAGAACAAAAACAGGUGAAAUUAUGGAUAGAUUAACAUCAGAUGUUCAAGAAUUUAAAUCAAGUUUUAAAUUACUCAUUUCACAAGGCAUGCGUGCAUCAACACAAAUUGUUGGUUCAGCCGUAUCUCUCUAUUGUAUUUCUCCAACAUUAGCUGCAUUAGCUGGUCUUGUUAUUCCAAGUAUUAUUGCAGGUGGUACAUUAUUCGGAUCAUUACUACGUCAACUUUCACGACAAGCACAAGCACAAUUAUCAAUAUCGACUGGUAUUGCUUAUGAAGCUCUAUCAAAUAUUCGAACAACGCGAGCAUUUGGUGCUGAAACAAAAGAACAUGAAAUGUUUCAAAAAGAAGUGAAUAAAGCUCGUGAUCUUAAUAUACGAUUAGGUGUUGGUAUAGGUAUAUUUCAAGGUCUUAAUAAUUUAGUUAUGAAUGGUAUAGUAUUGGGUACAAUUGCUCUUGGUGGUCAAUAUGUUUCUCAACAACGAUUAUCAGCUGGUGAUUUAAUGGCAUUUUUAGUUGCAACACAAACUAUACAACGAUCAUUAACACAAAUUUCAGUUUUAAUUGGACAAGCAAUACGAGGAAUGUCAGCUGGUGCAAGAAUACAUGAAUAUCAAAAAUUAACAAGUUAUAUUCCACUUCAAGAAGGUACUCGAAUACCUUAUCAUUCUAUGCUUGGUCAGGUUCAGUUUUCGAAUGUUUCAUUUGCUUAUCCAACACGACAGCAACAGAUCAUUCUAGAAAAUUUUAAUUUUACAAUUCCAUGUGGUAAAACUGUUGCGUUAGUUGGUCCAUCUGGAUCAGGUAAAUCUACAUUGUGUUCAUUACUUGUACGCUUUUAUGAUCCAUUGGAUGGCAAAAUAACUAUUGAUGGAAAAGAUAUUCGUAAAUUUAAUGCAACAUGGCUUCGAUCGAAUGUUAUUGGAAUGAUUAAUCAAGAACCAACAUUAUUUUCAACAACAAUAAUGGAAAAUAUUCGUUUCGGUAAACCAAAUGCAACCGAUGCUGAAGUUUUUGAAGCAGCUAAAUCAGCGAUGGCACAUGAUUUUAUUCAAUUAUUUCCUGAUGGAUAUCAAACUGUUGUUGGUGAACGAGGUGUAACUGUUUCUGGUGGCCAACGACAAAGAAUUGCUAUUGCACUUGAUGCUGAAUCUGAAAAACAAGUUCAAUUAGCAAUUAAUAACGUUGCAAAAGGUCGUACAACAUUAAUAAUUGCUCAUCGAUUGAGUACAAUACGUAAUGCAGAUAUUAUUGGUGUUAUGUUGCAUGGAAAACUUGUUGAGAUGGGUACGCAUGCUGAAUUAAUUACUAAGAAAAAUGGUGUUUAUGCUGAAUUAAUGCGUAUUCAACAGUCUGGUAUUGAUAUACUUUAG